AUGUCCCCCAGCUCCCACCAUGUCCCCCAUGUCCCUCAGCUCCCACCAUGUCCCCCUGCUCUCCCCAUGUCCCCCUGCUCUCCCCAUGUCCCCCAGCUGCCACCAUGUCCCCCAUGUCCCUCAGCUCCCCCCAUGUCCCCCAGCUCUCCCCAUGUCCCCCAGCUCUCCCCAUGUCCCCCAGCUGCCACCAUGUCCCCCAUGUCCCUCAGCUCCCCCAUGUCCCCCAGCUCCCACCAUGUCCCCCAUGUCCCUCAGCUCCCCCCAUGGCCCCCAGCUGCCACCAUGUCCCCCAUGUCCCUCAGCUCCCCCAUGUCCCCCAGCUCUCCCCAUGUCCCCCAGCUCUCCCCAUGUCCCCCAGCUCCCACCAUGUCCCCGAUGUUCCCCAGCUCCCCCAUGUCCCUCAGCUCCCCCCAUGUCCCCCAGCUCCCACCAUGUCCCCCAUGUCCCUCAGCUCCCCCCAUGGCCCCCAGCUCCCACCAUGUCCCCCAUGGCACCCAGCUCCCACCAUGUCCCCCAUGUCCCUCAGCUCCCCCAUGUCCCCCAGCUCCCACCAUGUCCCCCAUGUCCCUCAGCUCCCCCCAUGUCCCCCAGCUCCCACCAUGUCCCCCAUGUCCCUCAGCUCCCCCCAUGUCCCCCAGCUCCCACCAUGUCCCCCAUGUCCCCCAGCUCCCACCAUGUCCCCCAUGUCCCUCAGCUCCCACCAUGUCCCCCUGCUCUCCCCAUGUCCCCCAGCUCCCCCAUGUCCCCCAGCUCCCCAUUCUCCCUACUCUCCCUAUCUUCUCCAAAUCUCCUCCCAUCUCCCCCCAUGUCCCCCAGCUCUCCCCAUGUCCCCCAUGUCCCUCAGCUCCCACCAUGUCCCCCAGCUCUCCCCAUGUCCCCCAUGUCCCUCAGCUCCCCCAUGUCCCCCAGCUCCCACCAUGUCCCCCAUGUCCCUCAGCUCCCCCCAUGGCCCCCAGCUCCCACCAUGUCCCCCAUGUCCCUCAGCUCCCCCCAUGUCCCCCGGCUCCCACCAUGUCCCCCAUGUCCCUCAGCUCCCCCCAUGUCCCCCAGCUCCCCCCAUGUCCCCCAGCUCCCCAUUCUCCCUACUCUCCCCUAUCUUCUCCAAAUCUCCUCCCAUCUCCCCCAUGUCCUCCAGCUCUCCCCAUGUCCCCAGCUCCCCCCAUGGCCCCAGCUCCCCCCAUGUUCCCCAGCUCCCCCAUGUCCCACAGCUCCCCAGCUCCCCCCAUGUGCCCCAGCUCCCCCAUGUCCCUCAGCUCCCCCAUGUUCUCCAGCUCCUCCCAUGUCCCCCAGCCCCCAGCUCCCCCAUGUUCCCCAGCUCCCCCCAUGGCCCCCAGCUCCCCCAUGUCCCGCAGCUCCCCCAGCUCCCCCCAUGUGCCCCAGCUCCCCCAUGUCCCUCAGCUCCCCCCAUGUCCCCCCAGCUCCCCCAUGUCCCACAGCUCCCCCAGCUCCCCCCAUGUGCCCCAGCUCCCCCAUGUCCCUCAGCUCUCCACAUGUCCCACAGCUCCCCCAGGUCCCCCCAUGUCCCCAGCUCCCCCAUGUCCCCAGCUCCCCCCAUGGCCCCCAGCUCCCCCCAUGGCCCCCAGCUUCCCCCAUGUCCUCCAGCUCCCCCAUGUCCCACAGCUCCCCCAGCUCCCCCCAUGUGCCCCAGCUCCCCCAUGUCCCUCAGCUCCCCCCAUGUUCCCCAGCUCCCCCAUGUACCCCAGCUCCCCAGCUCCCCCCAUGUCCCCAGCUCCCCCAUGGCCCCCAGCUCCCCCCAUGUCCCGCAGCUCCCCCAGCUCCCCCCAUGUGCCCCAGCUCCCCCAUGUCCCUCAGCUCCCCCCAUGUCCCCCAGCUCCCCCCAUGUCCCACAGCUCCCCCAGCUCCCCCAUGUCCCUCAGCUCCCCCAUGUUCCCCAGCUCCCCCAUGUCCCUCAGCUCCCCCAGUUCCCCCAUGUCCCCAGCUCCCCCAAGUCCCCAGCUCCCCCCAUGUCCCCAGCUCCCCCAUGUCCCCAGCUCCCCCCAUGGCCCCCAGCUCCCCCCAUGUGCCCCAGCUCCCCCAUGUCCCUCAGCUCCCCCAUGUCCCCUGCUCCCCCCAUGCCCCCAGCUCCCCCAUGGCCCCCAGCUCCCCAAUCUCCCUCCCCUAUCUUCCCCCCUCCCCAUCUCCUCGCCCCCAUCUAUUAACUCUGUUUACUCAGUUGAAAGCUAA
This is a messenger RNA of Salmo salar (Atlantic salmon), 2184 nucleotides long. Lineage: Eukaryota; Metazoa; Chordata; Actinopteri; Salmoniformes; Salmonidae. The record is from RefSeq and is a predicted model, not a curated record.